Molecule: messenger RNA, 236 nt
Organism: Drosophila willistoni
Lineage: Eukaryota; Metazoa; Arthropoda; Insecta; Diptera; Drosophilidae
Source: RefSeq, a predicted model, not a curated record
CUAAAAAAGCUCCGAAUGAUGGCAAGGAGGUACGGGGGGACGCCGAGAUCAUGAAUGGUACUGAGUAUGCAGCUCCAAUCCGCAGUGUUGAAGGCGUUCUUUACGUCAAGCGUGACAACAAGGCAGUACUGUUUGGAGCCUCCUUUCCAUCUUGUUCCUUCGAUGGCGCUGCUGGCAAUGCCAACCACCUUGCUGACUGCGUCAAUGGUGGAUCUUGCCUUGCGAAAACCGAAUUG